ACCAUGAAGUCAGAAUGGUGCCUACUAUCGUACAUCGGCCUCAUAAUGGCGACGGAACAUCAUGAUUUCGCAGCAAACCAAAUAGUGUCGUUUCGAGAUAAUCAUUCUCAUCCCGUUGGAAUAUUGACGACUUCAGCCGGUAAAAUGGUCAAUUAUGAAGAAGCAGAAUCAACUUUAAACAAACGCCUGAUUUUGAAUGAAUUCUUCAUGGACACUUACACAAAAUUUAACAGAGAAAGGAUACCUACCAGGGUAGUUCAUGCCAAGGGAGCAGGAGCCUUCGGUUACUUUGAAGUGACACACGAUCUAAAUGAUAUUUGUAAAGCAAAAGUUUUUAACAAGGUUGGAAAGCAAACCCCGGUCGCGGUUAGGUUCUCUCCAAUACUUCAAGAACGUGGUGGCAUAGACACUUCAAGAGAUCCGAGAGGAUUUGCUAUAAAAUUCUACACAGAAGAUGGUAACUUCGAUAUAGUCGGCUUAAAUAUGCCUGUUUUUAUAGUACAAGAUCCUCUAUUUUUCCCUGCGUUUGUUCAUUCUAGGAAAAAGAAUCCACAAACAAACCUAAAUGACUCAAACAUGUUUUGGGAUUUUGUAGUGCGUCGUCCUAAAUCUAUAUAUAACACUUUAUAUACAUUUAGUGACGUCGGCAUAUCUGAUGGCUACAGACAUAUGCCUGGGUUUAGUAUUCAUACAUAUCAAGUAGUGAACAGUAAAGGGGCAAAAUUCUUUGUCAGAUUUACUUUUACACCUGACGAAGGAGUGAAGAGUUUAGAUUCACAGACAGCGCAAACAUUAGCAGCUGUUGAUCCAGACUACGCCACUCGAGAUUUGUUUAAUGCUAUAAGUGCAGGGAACUUCCCUAGUUGGACUGCUUACGUACAAGUCUUAAGUCUCUAUGAUAUCCAAAGUGCUGAUUUUGAUGUAUUUGACGUAACUAAAAAUUUACCAGUAGAGAAAUAUCCUUUAAGGCCUUUAGGGCGACUUGUAUUGAAUCAGAAUCAAGUGAAUUAUUUCGCUGAAAUUGAGCAGCUAGCUUUCUGUCCUGAUAACCUAGUACCUGGGAUUCUUGGUGCGCCUGACAAGUUAUUCGAAGCGCGUCGCUUUGGAUAUAGAGAUGCUCAGAACUAUCGUUUAGGAAGAAAUUACGAUAAUAUUAUUGUUAAUAAACCUAUCGUAGAAACCUGGACCUAUACUCGAGAUGGAAGAGCUCCUGUUAAAUAUAAUCAGUGGAACGUGCCAAAUUACUAUCCUAACUCGUAUAAUGGUCCUGUGCCAUUCAAAGAAGACCAUAAUGUUGAGGUAAUUGAAAUAUUUGAAGGACCAGGAGACGAUUUUUGUCAACCACGUGAAUAUUAUUUGUACGCACUGACGUCAGCUGAAAGAACUAGACUUAUAAAUAAUAUUGUAGCCAGCUUAGUAACUGUAACGGAUCCAAUUCUAAAAGAGCGAAGUAUAGAUAUUCUGAAAGCAGUGAAUUUAGAUUUGGGUGUUAGAGUUUUUGAGGGUUUAGUGGCGAACCAAACUAAAUAUUACGAAUAUUAGUUGAAUUUGAAGAAUAUUAUAUCUCAUUGCUUUUCUUAUUGUAUCAGGCACCAAUAGCUUAAGAGCAACUAGUUCGUAUGACAGAGGAGGCGAUAUAAAAUU
Molecule: messenger RNA, 1644 nt
Organism: Spodoptera litura
Lineage: Eukaryota; Metazoa; Arthropoda; Insecta; Lepidoptera; Noctuidae
Product: catalase-like
Biological process (GO): hydrogen peroxide catabolic process; response to hydrogen peroxide
Cellular component (GO): cytoplasm; peroxisome; mitochondrion
Molecular function (GO): heme binding; catalase activity
Source: RefSeq, a predicted model, not a curated record